Molecule: messenger RNA, 4655 nt
Organism: Rhagoletis zephyria (snowberry fruit fly)
Lineage: Eukaryota; Metazoa; Arthropoda; Insecta; Diptera; Tephritidae
Gene: sty
Product: sprouty signaling antagonist
Biological process (GO): negative regulation of fibroblast growth factor receptor signaling pathway; multicellular organism development; negative regulation of MAP kinase activity
Cellular component (GO): membrane; cytosol
Source: RefSeq, a predicted model, not a curated record
AAAAUUAAAAUAAAAAAAUACUUUCGCAUAUUUUUUUUGUACGAAAUUUUUGAGUGAAGAGUGAUUUUUAUACACAAAUUACUAUAAUUUUUAUGCAAAUGCGUGUGCCAAACGACUUUCCGGUCGAAUUCGUAUAAAUAUUUGAAUUACGUCUACUUACAUAGACGCAUAUUUACGCAAGUUAUUUCCAAAAUUUGUUUAAUAAAAAAUAUUUUGCUACUCUCGCAGCCUCAAUUAAGUAAUAAGCGCUAAACAAUUUGUUAUAACUUAAAUAAACAAAACAAGCAAAAAAAAACAAUGCAAAGUCAGUGAAUUUUGUAAAAAUUCAUUCAUUAACAAUCAACGAAAAACCCUGUGCGCCUAAUAAAUACAAUCAGCACAAAAUUCAUUGGAGGAAGUUAGCGAAAGAAAACAGAAAAAUCAACAACUGCAGCCGAGUAAUAAUAUGUACAUACCAAGAUAGUUGUUUUCGUCUUACUGCAGUUUGAAUAAUUAUUGGAAUAUGAUAAAAUUUUUACAAGAAAGUCAAUCGUUUCGCUCUCAAAACAGUGCCAAUUGAUCAGCAUCUUCGUUCAGAAUUACAAACUGCCGACUAAGCAUUAUUAACUACCAUUCGGCAAUUCGCUUGAGCAACAGAGCAAAAGAAUGAGGGAAACUGAUGGUCCACGGCUAAGGUACCGAGGGCACUGAGGUUUCUCCAACACAAGUUUGCCACACUACAUGGAUCGUAGAAAUGGCGGCGAUAUUUUGGCGCCACCGCGGCCCCCAAAGCACUUACCACGUGUACAUCGUCCCAGAGCACCCGAGCCAGAGACUAUGCUAAGCGAAAUACAAAUGCAACAGGAGUGGCAGCAACAGCGGCGGGAGCAGCAACAGCAGCUAAUGAUAACGACGACGACGGCAGCGGCAGCAGCAGUAGCAGCGUCGACACCAUCAGCGAUAACGGCGACGACGACGACGAGCACCGCAUCAACGCAAUGUACAAAUGGUAAUAACCAACAACAACAACAGCAGCAGCAGCAACAACAUCAACAAAAUUUAAAUAGCAACAAUCAUCCAAGUCAAUAUAGUAUUACGAGCGUAGACCGAGGUGUUGGUACAAGUACGAGUACGAGUACGAGUCAAAAUGAUAACGUUAACAUUUCUAAUGUCGUUAAUACGCUGAUACAACCAGAAUACGAGGACUACGAAAUUCAUCAUUUGACGAUACUGCCACAACGGCCGACCACUUUAAACCUCAACCGCAAUAACAGUCACGUUAGCACUACGUCCUCUUCGACGUCGUCGUCCUCCAUAACAGCAGCGAAUACAUUUACGAGGCGUAGACAAUUACCGGCUACGCCAGGCGCUGCCGCACGACUACUUGUAAAUAGUAAUAAUACCAGCAGCAGCAGCAGCAACGCCCGCACUCAAGCGAGCAAUAACACCAACAGUGGCCUCAGUGCUGGCAUCGCUGGUUUACUCAGUCAUUUCCAUAGCACCGAACCAGCUGCUGCUGCCACAUCAGUCACGCUGGCUCAACCGCGACCCGAGUCCCAGCGGCUCACCAAUGAGUAUGUGGAUACUCCGUUCCGAAAUGCUGCAGCCAACGCUGUUAUACCGAAUCAACUGCAGCUACAACACGCGUCACGCGCGCAACAUCCGGCGGGACAGCAUGAUGGCGGUCAAACGACAACGCAUCAUCUGCUUUUGUUGCCACAGCGUGAAUUCCGUCUGCAACAUCAGCAGAAUCAACAGCAACAGCACCAGCAUCAGCAACACCAACACCAGCAGCUGCUGCAUACGACGAACCGCACGACGACGGGAACUGUGGGUUCGGCGACCAUCACGGCGGGCAUUGAUGGCACGGACGGCUUCAUACAUUCGCAUCAUAAUCACAAAACGCCCACGUCCAGCACUGUGACAGCGAUAACAACCUGCCCGCAUACGGGCAAGGUGAUUCCAGUUGCGUCGCAGAAUGGACACCACCACAGCGGUGGUGGCGGCAGUUUGGGCAGCUUCACCAGCUCGCAACAGUCAUUUACGCCGGCAAUCACGAAACAACCCGCCUCAACGACCAACAACACCACCAGCACCACCACCAUCAGCCAAAUGUCGCACAUCGACAGCAACAAUUGCAAAUUUGCUAAAGAUUUACCCGCAUUCGACGACCUACUGACCAUGCACAAUAUAGCGACGGGCAUCUCCACGCCACAAGGCAUGAUAUCCGCCGUACAUGGCGCCAGUCCGCUCGGUACUCCCAUCAUCAUUGGCGGUGGCGGCAGCGGCAGCGGCGGCGACACAUCAUCCUUAAAUCAAAUCAUCUGCCCACGUUGCGGUCAUUGCCGUUGCGAACAGUGCCAAAGUCCACCACAUCUACCGCAAACGUGGCUCUGCAAUAAGACCUGCCUCUGCAGCGCCGAAUCAGUCAUCGAUUACGUGUCGUGUCUAUGCUGCGCCAAAGCGUUAUUCUACCAUUGCGCACGUGACAAUGACAUGGACUGCGAUGAUGGUUCCGGCACACCAUGCGUCGACAAUCCCUGCUCGUGUGGACCCUAUAAGCGUACACAGCGUUGGGGUUGGUUGGGCGCGCUAUCGUUAGUGCUACCCUGCCUUUGGUUGUAUUGGCCAAUGCGCGGUUGCGUCUCGUUUUGCGAGAAAUGUUAUGGCCGUAUUGUGGGACGAGGUUGCCGCUGUCAACAGACCGACUCACCGACCAAUAUCAUACCAAUCUCACAAUUGGGACUAACGGGAAAUGGCAGCAGCAGCGGUACGGCAAGCAUUUUAAGCGGCAACAAUGGUGGCGGCGAUUCGUUAAAAUCGGCGGCGGAUGCACACCAUCAUCAUCAUACGCAUCAUCAUCAUCAUCACCAUCAUCAUAUGCGAAAAGGCGAUGUGACGCCCAAGAAACGACUGCUCGAUUCGAAUGGCGAGUACUAAGUAGUUAGUAUGUGUAGAAAGAAAAAGGGUAGCAGAAAAUGAUGAGAAUAUGUAUGUAUGUAUGUACUACACAUGUAUGUUAGGGAAUAUGCCAUUUACAUGUAGAUACAUACAAACAUACAAACAUACAUAUAACAUAGAAGAAAACUAGCGUACUACCGAGUAACGAGUACCGAGUACCGUGUACCGAGUUGGAUUCGAAACGGAAACGAAAUGUGCAGCAACAGUAAAAGCUGAAGAUGAAGAUGAAGAACCACUGCUGGCGGUGGGUUGUGGCGAGUGCUAGGUAUUUAGGCAACAGUGUAGUGAAGUGCAUACGUGAGCGGUGGUAGUAGAGCUAGUUUUGCGAGCAGAUCAGCUGUUUCGGUUACAUAUGUAUGUAUGUACACUUGCAGGAGAACACAUUCAACCUUCUGAGCAACAGUAUUUUAAUGUACAAUGACUUGCAUUUAGCAUACGCAGUUGAUUUCCGGUUACGCCUUCGAAUUCGCUGUCUCUCUGUCUCUCUCUCUCUCUCCCUCUCUAUCUUUCACCCAAGCUGUGUACCGGUGAGCACACUUGCGCGCGACUUUAAAAAGCAGCUGUGCUGGAGAUUUAGCAGAAGAAGAAGCAAAGCCAGCGCAAACGAAAAAGAUAAUGUACUAUAUCGUUAGAUACUCGUAUUUAAGUAAAUGUUUGUAAAUGAUGAUUAUUUUUUUUUAAAUAAUAAUGGACAAGCAUUGAGGCGCACGUUUACGCAAUUCUGCAGUUGAAGAUAUCUAUGUAUGUACUAUAUAAAAGUACUGUUAUUUAGUUGCUUAUUUUCAAACAAUUAAAUAUCAAAUGUACAAGUAAAUUCUGACCGCUGCUGUAUGUAGGGUGUGAAUGAGAGAGCCCCAAUGACCAGAAAGCGCCAGGCCCACCACCGCGGCAGUUGUCUAGUGAAGAGUACAUAGUAUAGGAGACGAUGAAGAGUAGAAAGCAGGAAAGAAUAAAGGAAACUAACAGCCUUAUCAUAUCGAGUCUUAAUCGCCACAAAAGCGUAACCGACAUAUUUUUUCAAAAUUCAAUUUUCAUUUUGAUGCAGAAAUGUUCCUAAAUCAUCUAGAUGCAUUUCUGCAACAAAAAGAAAAUGUUGGAAAAAAAUUUCGCUUACUACGUUUUUUAUGUAGCGGUUUCGGCUAAAUAUAUAGACAUAUGUAUGUAUGUAUGCGCGUAGAUCCGACUCGAUUUCGAGUUACAUAUUUACAUACAUGAUAAGGCAGGCCGCAAAAAGUUAACUGCAAAUUUUAAAUUAAAAAAAUAUUAUAAAAUACAGAACGGUGGAAACUAAAACAAAAAAAAAAUAGUAAACAGAAGAAAAGCUUAAAAUAAGGAGUAAUUAAAAGUAAAAUAUUGAUAGGUGUCGUAAAGUAAAGGAAAAUGAGAAAUUCAUUAUUAAUUAAACUAUAUGUUUUAGAGUAAAAUUUUAAUAACCAAAGACUGCAAACAGAUAAUUAUUAAUAACUAGAGAUGUUAAUUUAUGAAAGGAAGAAGAAAUGAAGAAGUGAAUAUGCUUUCUUAUUUGAUUUGUUCGAUAAUGCAUUGCUGAUGUUUAUUGUACGAACGCGACUCUUUUUAUUUAACUUUCCAUGGAAUUUUUUCUAUUAAAAAUUUUUUAACAAAAUUCUCAAGCAGCUUUGACAGUUGGGUCCGUGAAGCACGAAUUGACGCAUUUAAGUAACUUUUGGCAGCUACAUACAUAUAUUGCAAAAAAA